Messenger RNA from Hippocampus comes (tiger tail seahorse), 4061 nucleotides. RefSeq names its product SCY1 like pseudokinase 2 (gene scyl2). The record is from RefSeq and is a predicted model, not a curated record. Gene Ontology annotation, biological process: protein phosphorylation. The transcript is spliced from 19 exons. The coding region runs from base 188 to 2941 and encodes 917 amino acids. Gene Ontology annotation, molecular function: protein kinase activity; ATP binding. Lineage: Eukaryota; Metazoa; Chordata; Actinopteri; Syngnathiformes; Syngnathidae.
UCAACCCGGAAGUGGCACUGUCAGGCGUCCUAGCCUAGCUUGCUAGCUCAAACUGUAGGCUACGUGAAAUCAUGAGGACUGUGAGACACUCACGCCAGUGACAGCGCUCCUCGGGGUUGUGAGCUUUUUCAAAGGAGUCACCGGGAGACAUUUUGCACGGUAUUUGUCUUGCAGCUCCGGCCUCGACAUGGAAUCCAUGCUGAACAAGCUGAAGAGCACGGUCACCAAAGUGACGGCCGACGUCACCAGCGCCGUCAUGGGCAACCCCGUCACGCGGGAGUUCGAGGUGGGCCGUCACAUCGCCAGCGGCGGUCCCAGCAUGUGCUGGAGGAUCUACAACGGCACCAAGAAAUCCACCAAGCAGGAAGUGGCCGUGUUUGUUUUUGAUAAGAAGAUGAUUGACAAGUACCAGAAGUUUGACAAGGACCAAAUCGUGGACUCCCUGAAGCGAGGGGUGCAACAGCUGACCCGACUGCGACACCCCCGUCUCCUGACCGUUCAGCACCCUCUGGAGGAGUCGCGAGACUGUCUGGCCUUCUGCACCGAGCCAGUCUUCGCCAGUCUGUCCAACGUGCUUGGCCACUGGGACAACCUGCCCAGCCCCGUGCCCAAAGACCUGCCCAACGAGCUCGGCCACUGGAGCAACCGGCCCAGCCCCGUGCCCAAAGACAUCAAGGAGUACAAGCUGUAUGACGUAGAGACCAAAUACGGCCUGCUACAGAUCUCGGAAGGUUUGUCCUUCUUGCACAGUGGAGUAAAGAUGGUCCACGGCAACUUGUGUCUGGAGAACAUUAUUCUCAACAAGAGUGGAUCGUGGAAGAUUAUGGGUUUUGAUUUCAGCAUUUCAUCCAGCAACCCAUCAGACACCGAUCCCAAAUACGUAUGUAAAGAAUGGGAGCCCAACCGGCCACCGCUGUGCCUGCCCAACCCCGAGUACCUCGCGCCCGAGUACAUCCUGUCAGUCAGCUGCGACACGGCCUCCGACAUGUACUCGCUGGGUGUGGUGGCGCACGCCGUCUUCAACGAGGGCAAGCCCGUCUUCGCCGUCAACAAGCACGACAUCUUUAAGAGCUUCAGCCGGCAGCUGGACCAGCUCACCAGCAUAAGUCCGGCGCUCUUGAACAAGCUCCCAGAGGAGGUGCGCGACCACGUGAAAAUGCUGCUCAGCGUCACGCCCAACGUGCGCCCCGACGCCGACCAGAUGACCAAGAUACCAUUUUUCGACGACGUGGGCGCCAUGACGCUGCAGUACUUUGACUCGCUCUUCCAGCGAGAUAAUCUGCAGAAGUCACAGUUCUACAAGGGCCUCCCCAAAGUCCUGCCGAAACUCCCCAAGAGAGUGGUGGUCUACCGCAUCCUUCCGGCGCUCACCUCGGAGUUCGUCAACCCGGACAUGGUGCCCUUCGUGCUGCCCAACGUGCUGCUCAUCGCCGAGGAGUGCACCAAGGAUGAGUACGUGCGCCUCAUCCUGCCCGACCUCACGCCCGUCUUCAAGCAGCAGGAGCCCAUCCAGGCUAGUAACAUGAUUCUGCUGAUCUUCCUGCAAAAAAUGGACCUGCUCUUGACCAAAACGCCGGCGGAGGACAUCAAGAACAGCGUGCUGCCGAUGGUUUACCGAGCUCUGGAAGCCCCAUCUGUGCAGAUCCAGGAGCUGUGCCUCAACAUCAUCCCGACGUUCACCAACCUCAUCGACUACCCUUCCAUCAAGAACUCCCUCAUCCCUCGCAUCAAAUCCGCCUGCCUGCAGACAUCCUCGCUCGCCGUGCGCGUCAACUCACUGGUGUGUCUCGGGAAGAUCCUGGAAUACAUGGACAAGUGGUUUGUCAUUGACGAGAUCCUGCCCUUCCUGCAGCAGAUCCCCUCCAGGGAACCGGCGGUGCUCAUGGGAAUCCUGGGGAUCUACAAGUGCACCUUUAGUCACAAGAAGCUAGGCAUCCCCAAGGAGAACCUGGCCACCAAGACCCUGCCGCACUUGGUGUCACUCAGCAUUGACGGCAACCUCAACCUCAAUCAGUUCAACUCGUUCAUGGUGGUCAUCCGAGAGAUGCUGAGUCGCAUGGAGGCCGAGCACAAGACCAAGCUGGAGCAGCUCCACAUCAUGCAGGAACAGCAGAGGAGUUUGAACAUCUCUGGCACAGAGAAGCCAUCGGAGGACGCCAAGAACCCCUCGUCGUCGCACCAGAUUGAUGACAUCUUUGGCAGCACGGGGGUGAACGGGAAGGAGAACGGAUCCUCCGCAGCAGCCCCGCAGCCUAAUCGAAUGUCUCUGACUCUGGAGGAGAAGCAGCGACUGGCUAAAGAGCAGGAGCAGGCGGCCAAACUGAGGAGUCAGCAGCCACUAGCACCACAGAGUAUCAAACCGGCUGCGUCGGCCAACUCACAGACGAAAGAUCUAACCAGCAGCCUCCUCACCAACAUGGCGUCCCUGAACAGAAUGUCCGUGAGCAACACACCGCGAGCCCCCAUGGCGCAGGCCUCGCCCGCCAUGUCCGCCUUCCCGGCCUCCCCCAUGGGCGCCCCGGUGUCCAACGGCUUCAACCCGGCAGUUGGCUUUCCGUCGGCAGGCAUGGGGAUGAGCAUGCGGCCUCCAGGUUCCGCCGGCUACGGCGGCAUGGCCUCCACCACCAGCACCCCAAACUUUGGCGCUCUGGCGCAGAACCACAGCCAGAUGAAUAUGUCGGCGCUGGACAACCUUUUCACAUCCAACAAGCCCAAAGUCUCCCUGAACCAAAUGGCGCCCGGAGGCGGCACCCCUUGGCUGGGUCAGUUCACUCCGGUGCAGAACGUUCAGCCCGCCUUGCCGGGGGCGCCGGCGGCGGGAUUCGGGAUGCAAGCGAACCCUUUUUUCAGCCCGCAGAACUUCUCUCAAACCGGCGCCAACCAAAGCGGACUGAAGCACAGCACAUCCGCCAACAGCGACCUGAAAGACCUUUUUGGCUGAAAUAGACCUAAUGUGAAGUUGAAAAAGAGUCCACUUUUACCGUGUCUAUUUUUGAUCGUGCUCACAUUCUGCACCCCGUUUGUAUUUGAAGGACAACGUGUUACUUCUUGUAUGGUGUCUUCGACAAAGCUGUGGGUUUCAUACUCUUUUCUACUUGAUGUUCUGUGGGGCGCACACAGGAGUUGAGUUACCGGUACUUUAUGAAUCUGAUUUACCUUAUUCAGACUCUUUAAGGAUAUUCAGUCGGGAGGUAGCUCGAUGUGUAGCAUCCGGGAAGGUUGGCCUUUUUGCAGGCCGUCUCCAUGGCAACAAAUCUGCAGCAGCAGUAACAUAAUGCACACACACACACACACACACACACGCUCUCAUUUACCUUUCACUUCCUUUAAAUGCAGUAUGACUGGAGUAUCACUUGUAGCUCGACGCUAAUGCUAACAAGGUGCAUUGUAGGCUCUUGUGCCUUACAGGGUUUAAAUUGAUUGUCUUACUUUCUGUCAAGGUGACCAAUGAACGUUGAGCUUUUGUCUGUCUUGGAAAGAUUUUACACAUGAAGUGUACCAUUCCUAUUGUCACUUUUAAAUAGUAAAGAAGUCACUAUAUAUUUCGAUUUCAAAACUUUUCCAAAAGUUUUUUUUUUUUUUCAUUAGGUGGUGUGGAAGGUCCUCUGCAGUUUUUGUUGGGUGUGAGAGCUUGAGAGGCCUUAGGCGAUGAAACUUGUGCAAUAAUAAUGAUUCUCUCUGAUGGUUUAUACUGCACUGACCUCCGAUGUCCACCCAGCUCAUCAGAUACUCUUAGAUUUUAAAUUAAAUGUGCACAGUUGUCAUUUUGUGUUUCCGCUGGAAGCCGCUCUCUGAAAGUUUCUGGUCAUUCCAACCACGCACACACUACUGCUGGAAUUUGUGUGUUCUGUGAUUUCAUAAUGAUCUGCGGUGGUUCGGUGAAACUGUGUACAUAUAAAGGAAAGAAUACAAUCGUUCAGCAGUGUGUAGUUAUUUUGUGAUGGAGAAAAGUCGCUCAACUGCAAUUUACACAUCACACAAUAAUGACAAUCGUUAAAUCUUCACUCGUUUAUAUACGAAAAGGGAAUACGUGAAUGUCAAAUAAAGUCUCCUUCAAUGAC